Pogona vitticeps (central bearded dragon) is the source of this 945-nucleotide messenger RNA. Lineage: Eukaryota; Metazoa; Chordata; Lepidosauria; Squamata; Agamidae. The record is from RefSeq and is a predicted model, not a curated record.
GGAAUGACAAGACCUCCAAGCGAUGGUCUUGGCUCCUUUAAUGGGUGCAUGUGAUUGACCUUUGAUGGAAGGGACAUUGAAAUCUGAUAGCUAAAGGAAGUUCCUGUUCAUGCGCAAGCAAUAUCCAAUUUGCUGAGAGUGUGUGAUAGAUUGUUGGUUCUCAACCAGUGACCAUGUGGAUGUCUUUGAUCUUCUUCCUCUUCUGCCUCCUGCUUGGUAUAGGCGUAUGUUUGCGCUGUGAGCGUUGUAGCAGCAGCAGCACCUUGUGCACUGGAAUACCUUAUCCCUGCUCAGAAACUGAAGAUUCCUGUCUCGUCAUGACCACAGAAUACGUCAUUGCCAACAAUGACAGAUGGGUGGCCACCUACAAGGGUUGUACCAAGAGAAAGUACUGCCCUUCUCCCUCCUCGAGUGCCACAUUCCCUUCUCAGCGCAAACGGAGAGCUGUCAGAUGUUGCCAGAAAGACUUCUGCAACAAGGGAUCAGUGACGUUGCCAAAAUUAUCAACCAAGCCAAAUGGGCUGAAGUGUCCUGGAUGCUUCUCGGUGCAUGCCAAAUGCCAACCCACCGACACGUUAAACUGCCAUGGUUCAGAAAGCAAAUGUGUAUAUUAUGAUAUGACUGUGGAACAGGGUGACCAAAUAUACACUUUUGCUAAACGUGGCUGCGCAACCAAGGCGGUCUGUAAGAACACACACCAGAUGUAUGGGGUGCCUGGACUGUUUAUCGAAAUUUGGAAGACUGCCAAAUGCUACGCAGCUCCUAAGAGAUGAACUGAACCAGCGAGGAGCAAGUCCUUUGGAAAACCCGCCACUCUAGAAGAAUUCCCCUUUUCUAGAACUCUUUCUCAAAUUUUUUUAAAAAUUAUACGUUUAUUUAUAUAUAGACACAACUAUUACUUUUACCUGGCAAUUUUCAUUUCCAUUGAUUUUUAGUAAAGGAGAA